Messenger RNA from Chironomus riparius, 730 nucleotides. The record is from the annotation of a GenBank genome assembly. Lineage: Eukaryota; Metazoa; Arthropoda; Insecta; Diptera; Chironomidae.
UAUUAAGAAUCGUUAUAAUUUCAGAGAGGAUUUUGCGGUCAAACUUUAAUGCUAUAAGUCAAGUACAACUGCAAGGUUUAUUCUUGAAAUGAAGUUAUUCUUCUUAAUUUCUUGCCUUAUAAUCUUAUUCGGAGAUUCAUCAGCAUCUACAGUUAUCAAUUGUUUCUAUGAUGACAGUAGAUAUGAAGCUAUUGGUGUCUUAUAUGACUGUGAAGUCAAAAACAAUCCAAAUAUAACAUCUAAAGAAUCAGCACAGAUUAGUUCAGUAACUGGUUCACAUCAUUGGUUCAAAAAUAAUAAUGAUGUUGCUGGAUUCGCUGUUAAAAGUCAGACAGUCCAGUAUUUUCCAAAAGGUUUGGACGAUACUUUCAAAAAUCUCAAAUUGAUUUCCAUCAAAAAAUGCGGCUUAAAGGAAAUUCAUCAAUCAGACCUAAAAGGCUUUUCAAAACUUACAUUCUUAAAUUUGGCAUUUAAUGAUCUUGAAGUCAUUGAGAAAGGUUUGUUUGACUUCAACCCGAAUUUGAAAAUUCUUGGAUUCUACGAAAGUAAAGUCACACACAUCGAUUUUAAUGCUUUUGAUAAUUUGAAUAAAUUAACUUAUCUUUGGGUCUAUGCUAUUCCAUGCAUCAAUAAGGAUAUUUAUGAUUCAAGAAUAGACGUUGAGGAAGCGAUUGGCAUCAUGAAAGUUAAAUGUGUGAAGUCAUCUAAUUAAUUUGAGAAUUUGAAUAAA